AUAAAGAUGGCCGCGCCCUUGGGAUUAAUUUCUGUGCGGCUCAGCGCUGCAAAUUUCACCCGUAAACGUCGUCUAAAAGGAUCAGGGUUAUCAAAAUUAGCUAAAGAUGCAGCAAGCGAUACAUAUUCAACGGAAAAAGUUACCACACAUAACAAACCAAGUCAAGAAAUAGCGUGUUUGCCUGUUAUUGUUGAAUUCCGCCGUCUCCUUGAGAGCGUCAAGAGCAACGGCAUUGACGUUGUGCCCGGUGUUUCCAAUGUUGAGCUUCUCCAUACAGUAGUAGGUCUCUACGACACCUGUCUCCCAGACAUCACACCUCUGGUCCUCUAUGCAACAGUGACUGGAAAAUUGGCCAAAACAUUAAUACUUAUCAGAAGUACCAAAGAUGUCGCUAAGGAACUACAGCAGAAGAUUCUACAGAGGGAAAGAGAAGUAGAGACCACUACCGCAGCCAAAGAAACAGUACCAGAGAACAAUAAUUCCAACACGAACAACAAUGACUCUACCGUCAGCCCUGGCACUCAAUCUAAGGAAAUAGACUCUGAUGAUGGAGAGGUGCCAAACAGUUUUGAUGGAUCCAAAGAAAGUCCUCUUUUGAGAUUACUUGGAGGCAAUGGUGGGGGAGAAGCAACUGAUGUGAAAGGGAAUGAUAAAGACGUUGAUGAUGAGGAUGGAAGGCCAAAGGGUGAUGAUGAAGAUACGGUUGCGAAGGAUGAUACAGGUGAAGUUGCUAAGGAGGAUGCAGAGGAUGUGUUGGAGGAGGAAGAGCAGCGGAAAGUGUUUGCCGAUGUCUUCAGUGAUUCGGAUAGUGAAGAAGAAGAGAGUGAAGAUGAAGAGGAAGAAAUGGACUUCUCCAAAGGCAUCAAUGAAUUCUUGAGAUUGGUGAAACAGAGGAAGGAGAGAAGAGAGGAGUUGAGUUUAAACCCGACUCUGGAAGAAGUAGAAUCAACGGUCGGGAUUGAGUCAAGGAUCGUGGCUUGUGCUACUUGGGAAAAGUCUCAUAUUCGUCCUGGGGAGAAGAUAGUACAGAUAGACUUGAUGGGAGUGAGAAAGAGAUGCAGAAGAUGUGGCAUUGGAAGAUAUUUAUUACGGCAAAUGAAAGAUGUGAGCAUUGUUGGACAUUACGAUUCCUUGGUGGUUUAUGCAGAUCAUUCCGCGGUGGAUUUCUUCGCUCUUCAUGGCUUCAAUGAUGACAUUGUCCUCAACAGUAAAUACUCUGACUUGGCUGAUAACUGGACAAACUGCACACUCAUGUGCUACAUACCUCCAUUCGUUGGACAAACAAUCUUGAAGGAGACAGACAUGAGCCUGGACCUGAAAGAGAUCGAGAUGGAGCUCCAGAAGUGGACAGAGAGGAGCAGAGAUGCGUACCAAGGUCAGGUUGCUUGCAUCAUGAAGUUAAGACAUGAAGUCAUUGCCCUUCGUGUUCUGGUAGGUAGAUUAUUGAUACAGUCAAACCUGUCUAUAGCGACCGCAGAUUUCUCUAAUCUUUACACAUAA
Strongylocentrotus purpuratus (purple sea urchin) is the source of this 1500-nucleotide messenger RNA. RefSeq lists its product as uncharacterized. Gene Ontology annotation, molecular function: acyltransferase activity, transferring groups other than amino-acyl groups. Lineage: Eukaryota; Metazoa; Echinodermata; Echinoidea; Camarodonta; Strongylocentrotidae. The transcript has 8 exons. Bases 7 to 1500 code for a protein of 497 amino acids. The record is from RefSeq and is a predicted model, not a curated record.